Messenger RNA from Rotaria sordida, 1710 nucleotides. Lineage: Eukaryota; Metazoa; Rotifera; Eurotatoria; Philodinida; Philodinidae. The record is from the annotation of a GenBank genome assembly.
AUGAAUUUCAAUUAUUUAAUUUUAUUAAUUUUUUUAAAUACGGAAAUCUAUGCACUUAAACCAAUACAUUUAACAAUUGUUGUAUGUGGUGAUAGACUUGAAGAAGCACUUAAUGCGUUAAAAUCAUCAUUAAUUUUUACACCAUCACCAAUUAUUUUUCAUGUUUUUACUGAAGAUCAUUUAAGAGAACAAUUUAAAGAAAAAAUUAAUUCAGAAUGGCCUAUUGAAUAUAGAUCAAAAUUUGAAAUUGAAUAUUAUCAAAUUCAAUUUACGCGUGGAAAUGAUGAACGAUGGAGGAAAUUAUUUAAACCAUGUUGUACUCAACGUUUAUUUAUUCCAGAUAUACUGACAAAUAUUGAUUCAGUAAUUUAUAUUGAUACGGAUAUUUUAUUUUUAAGUAAUAUAAGAAGUUUAUGGCGUUUUUUUCGAAAAUUUAAUUCAACUCAAUUAGCUGCAUUAACAUCAGAACAUGAAGAUCCAUCUAUGGGAUGGUAUAAUCGAUUUGCGCGCCAUCCAUAUUAUGGGUCAAUGGGACUCAAUUCUGGUGUAAUGUUAAUGAAUUUAACACGUAUGCGUCAAAUGAACAUGAUUUCUAAGAUAAUGACUAUUUUUGAUGAAUUUCAUUUAAACAUAACUUGGGGUGAUCAAUGUUUAUUAAAUAUUUAUUUUAGUUAUUACCCGGAACAAAUAUAUGAAUUUGGUUGUGAUUGGAAUUAUCGACCUGAUCAUUGUGUUUAUGAAAAUAAUUGUCAAAUAGCUAAAUUAGAUGGUAUUAAAAUUAUUCAUGGUUGUCGUAGUGCAUUUCAUAAUGAUAAAUAUCAAGAAUUUAAAUCUAUUUAUCAAGUUAUUCAUAAUUGGAAAUUUGAUUCAAAUUUAAAAUAUUCAUUAUUAACCGAAAUAAAAAAUAAUUUAAAAAAUUAUUCAUUAACCAAUUGUGGUAAAUCACAAGAAUUAUUUACAAAACAUUUAUCAAAAGAAAUAUCAUCAUUAAAUUAUUCAUUAAAAAAUCUAUUUCAUAUUGCUUUGAUAUUUAAUAAUAAUUGGAAUUUUAUUGAACAAUCAUAUAUUCUUCUUAAAUCUCUUAUGUUAUUUUCUUCAAAUAAAACUUAUCAAAUACAUUUACAUGUUAUUAUAACAGAUAACAAUGCUCAAAAUUAUUUUUCUAAACAAAUUGAAUCAAUGUACUAUUCAAUUACAUAUUACAACAUGACGAUACAGCAUCCACUUCAACUAUCGACAAUAUUAAAUGUUGAUCGUGUUGUUUAUUUAAAUCCAAAUAUAAUAUUUAUAAAUUCUUUUGAUAAAUUAUGGUCAUUAUUUGAUCAAUUUAAAUCAAAACAAGCUAUUGGAAUAUUUGGUCAAUGUCAAAUUUCAGGUACUUCAAAUGUGUUACUUAUUCAUUCAACUCAAAUGAAAAAUUUUAAAAUUGAUUUCAAUGGUGUUAAUUAUUUAUCUACAGAAAAUAUAUAUUUUCUACCAUGCAAAUAUAUUCUUGAUGUUGAUCAUUGUCAAUCGAAAGAAGAGAUUUUAUUUCUUCCUGAAACAAUAAACCAUUCAUUAUUUGGAAGUUUAUAUAAAAUUAUUAGUCGAUUCGAUUUAACAAAAUCAAAUCAUUGGAAUGAUUUAAUUGAGAAUGAAUUUAAUCAAAUUGAAAAUACACAAUGUCGAAAUAAAUUAAUUGAAUUAUUUUUAACAAAUAAAAAAAGCUAA